Molecule: messenger RNA, 2392 nt
Organism: Tricharina praecox
Lineage: Eukaryota; Fungi; Ascomycota; Pezizomycetes; Pezizales; Pyronemataceae
Exons: 3
Coding region: 267-2384 (705 amino acids)
Source: RefSeq, a predicted model, not a curated record
GUCCGGGCCCCCAACUGCUUUUUUUUUUCCCUUCCCUCCGCUCCACCCAACAGACGAAACGGAAAAGAAAAGAAGGAAAAAAACCCCCCAUCCCAGCUCCUCAGCCCAGGAGAUUCGGUUAGAUUCGUUCAUCUACCGCGGGAUCUUGCCAACCAACCAAUCCAUCCAUACCGCCUAGGAAGGGAAGGGAAAGGUCGGAAGCCAGUAGUUUCACCCGCAUAUACCCAUAGAUAUAUAUACGGAUAUCAUCCCACACGCGGACCGAGAUGGCGAACUUCCUGAGGAGAUCGAAAAGCACUCGUGAUACAAGGAGCACCUCGAGGCCCGCAUUCCAUAGAGACCAACAUCAGGACGAUCCGCUUGCGUUUCCGUUUCCGUUUCCGCUUCCGCCUAAGACUACGACUGGUUCGAAGGAUACUACUACUACCGCUACUACCGCUACUACCGCUACUACUAGCACUUCCACUACAGCAGCUACAACGAGGACUCCUGCUGAGGUUCUACUCUCGCCGUCGAUACUGCGCCGUUCCCCAUCGGGCUUUGGAAGAAGAAAGGCUGGUACCGAACGAUUAUAUGGUGAAGGAGGAGGAGGAGAGGAGGAAACAACAUCGACUGGAACGUCGAAUCUAUUCCGGCUGAGCCGCAGAAAGAGCAUCUCCAGCACGCGGGAAUCCAUGAUGGCACUCGGUCUACCGGAGACGUGGAACCCACCCUCAUCCGCGAACCCAAUGGAGCGGAAGAAGAGGACCUCGAUAUUCUUCGGACUCGCAUCGCCACUUCUACCAGCGUCCUCAACGCAGCCGAAGAAGGCGCCACACUCGCACCCGCCGCAGCCGGUAAAGCUCUCCGCUUUCCCGCCGCGGCUGAGACAGCAGCAGACGUCACCACCGCCGCCUCCGGUGGAGGAUGCAACUGUGGGCGUGGCUAUCGGAGAGGAGAGUUAUAUCGGGAUGGCCCUCGGGAGCCCGUCGGAGGGAUUGAUCGCGCAGCGGAAGGAGGCAUUCCGGAGCAUGGAGGCGCUCGGGCAGGCCGGGAGCCCGGCAUUCGUGCUUCCGGCCGAGGCAUUCGUUGUUGCGUCGCCGUCCGUGCCACGGCCGGCAACAUCACGAUCGAGGAAGGGGAGCAAUGGGUCCCAUGGGUCCAGCUCAAGGGAGAAGCUCGAGGAGCCACCCAAGACGGCUGGGUGGAAACGGGUGUUUGGACGUGGGUUGUUUGGCAGCAGGAAGGGCAAGUCGCAGAAAGAGCCGGUACCGGAACUUCCGGUUCAUAUCCCCGAACCACCGAAAACGCCGGCGUCGAAAUUGAAGAAAUGGAAGUCUGCCAGGGACCCUAAGACGCCGUGCUUGGAUGUAAAUAUCCCAUGCGUCGAGAUGGAGAGGUACUCGGUCAUGUUUGGAAACCUUCUCCCGCCGAGUGAGAAGUCGUCGCUGUUUGCGAGACGAAGAUCGAGGGAUGUGUAUGGUGCCCACUCGGCGAGUGGGCAGAGUAGCAGUGAUGAGCAGAUUGAGAACCAAGAUGACGCGCUGUCGAAACUUCAGGGAACAUAUCAGGCUCCACCCGAAGUCCCACAGAUUUCCAUUCAGGCCUUGAAACGUAACGCCACAACCAGUGCCAUAUCACCCCGGUCACCGCUCUCCCGCCUAGGCGACGAUCUCCGUCGCAUCAGCCAGGAAAGCCGCCGCUCCACUUCCUCCUCCCCCUCCCUCUCCUCCUCCCCCCACCCGCACACGCUCAGUCCUCAGCCCUCGCCGCGCAUGCCUUCCCCGCGCAUCCCCUCCCCGCGCCUUAUGCGCUCCAAAACCACCGGCAGCAUACCCUCACCGCGCGCAUACGCCUUCACCGUGAACGACAUGCUCUCGCCGCCGCCACCACUAACCCACACACCACUGCCCAACGAGUAUCCCUUCGCCGCACACGACCAACAGGACAGCGACGAGCGCAGCACCAGCCGCUGCUCCAAAAUCUCCGAGGAGUCCGUCUCCAGCAUUUCCACGCCGCCCGGCAGCUACGACGAAGGCGACGACGGCGCAUGGAUGGCGCGCAGCGCCUGCGACGACGCCGAGCCCGCGUGGGAAAUGGUCACCCGGCCCUCGACCGCCGGGCCUCCUUACCGGGACGAUGACGAAAUCUCAGUAGCAGCCCAAAUCAGCAUCGCGCGGCAGAUCAGCCUCAGCCAGCGGCAGCUACUACUGCCGAUCGUGCCGAAAUCCCAGAUGCUCGUCAGCAGAAGGAGCAUUAAGGAUCCCAGCUGCAUCAUGAAGCCCCGUCUCGUCGAGCACAGGACUAGUACUGCUGCGGCGAAGCGGCCGCCGGAGAGGGCGGUUAUUGAGGGCUUGAGAUCGGUCGAUGAGUUGGGAGAGGCGGGAAGCGUGGUGAGGAUCUGAGGGGGGGG